UUGUAUAUUCAAUUAGAUCAACAUGAAAGUUUUUGUGCAAUUCGUGGCUGUAUGCUUGCUCGUGCAAUUGGCCGUUGCUGCCAAGGGUCCAGUAGCAGAACCGGUUUGUGAUGUAGUUUGUCCGGAAACAUUCCCCAUUGAGGAAAACUGGCACUUGCCAUACACUGGUGAUUGCUCCAAGUUUUGCCAUUGCGCCAACGACGGAAACUGGAAGAAGGAUUGCCCUGCUGGUCUUCACUUUAACGCAGAACUUCAGGUAUGCGAUUGGCCCGCUAGCGCCGGUUGCGAAUCUGGUUCUGCUCCAACAACCACAACCACUUCUGCCCCUACCACUACUCAAACUACUGUUAAACCUACAGAAAAACCAACAGAAAAACCAACCGAAAAGCCAACUGCAGCACCUACCACCGUUCCUAACAACAUUUGCAAUAAUGUUUGCCCUGACGUGUUCCCAAUCGAAGAAAACAAUCACUUGCCUUACCCAGGGGAUUGCACCAAGUUCUGCCACUGCGCCAACGAUGGAAAUCACGAGAAGGAUUGCCCAGAUGGACUUCAUUUCAACGCCGAGCUUCAAGUUUGUGAUUGGCCCAAUAGCGCAGGUUGCGAAUCUACUCCUGCUCCAACCGAAAAACCUACAGAAAAGCCAACUGAAAAGCCAACCGAGAAGCCAACCGAAAAACCAACUGAAAAGCCAACCGAGAAACCAACCGAGAAACCUACUGAAAAACCAACCGAAAAACCAACCGAAAAACCAACUGAAAAGCCAACCGAGAAACCAACUGAGAAGCCGACCGAAAAGCCAACCGAAAAACCAACCGAGAAGCCGACCGAGAAACCCACUGUAGCACCAACCACCAUUCCUAACAACAUUUGCGAUGAUGUUUGCCCUAACGUGUUCCCUAUCACCCACAAUAAUCACUUACCCUACCCUGGUGAUUGCACCAAAUUCUGCCACUGCGCCAACGAUGGAAACCACGAGAAAGUGUGCCCCGAUGGACUUCAUUUCAACCCCGAACUUGAAGUAUGCGAUUGGCCACACUCUGCCGGUUGUGAUGCUAGCGCAACAACAUCCAGUACUGCAGCUCCACCUACUAAACCAAUUGGCUGUGAAAAUGUAGUCUGUGGUAUUGACGAAUGUUCCGACGAGCCAAACACCGCUGACUGCCAAGCCUAUUGCGAGUGCAAUCACGGCGUAAUCACUAUUAAAGAAUGCUCCGAAGGUCUGCAUUUCAAUCCCGUCACUAAGGACUGUGAUUUCCCAGAAAAUGCUCAAUGUGAACCAACCAUCCCACCAAAUGGUUGCGAACAUGUUGUAUGCAACAAAGACGACUGCUAUAAAACUUCCAACACAUUGGACUGCAAUCUAUACUGCGACUGUGAUCAUGGCAACGUUACCAUUGCGCAAUGCGCCGCUGAACUUCAUUUCAAUGAUGAAACUGAUGUCUGCGACUUCCCCUGGAGUGCAAACUGUGAAAUAACUGGUCCUACCCCAAGCACUGAAAAACCCACAACUCCUGCUGCUCCUUCCCAGCUUUGCGACAACAUCUGCCCUGAUGUUUUCCCUAUCGUUGAGAAUAACCAUCUGUUCCCAGGAGAUUGCACCAAGUUCUGCCAUUGCGCUAACGAUGGAAAUUGGUUGAAGGAUUGCCCAGCUGGACUUCAUUUCAACUCCAAACUGCAAGUUUGCGACUGGCCCAGUGCUGCAGGUUGCGAAUGCAGUAAACAUUUUUUUGUGCAAUUCGUGGCUGCAUGCUUACUCGUGCAAUUGGCCGUUGCUGCCAAGGGUCCAGUGGCCGAACCCGUUUGUGAUGUAGUUUGUCCUGAAACAUUCCCCAUUGAGGAAAACUGGCAUUUGCCAUACACUGGUGAUUGCUCCAAGUUUUGCCAUUGCGCCAACGACGGAAACUGGAAGAAGGACUGUCCUGCUGGUUUGCACUUUAACGCAGAACUUCAGGUAUGCGAUUGGCCCGCUAGCGCCGGUUGCGAAUCCGGUUCUGCUCCAACUACAACAACCACUUCCGCCCCUACCACUACUCAAACAACUGUUAAACCAACCGAAAAGCCUACUGCAGCACCUACCACCGUUCCUAGCAGCAUUUGCAAUAGUGUUUGCCCUGACGUAUUCCCCAUCGAGGAAAACAAUCACUUGCCUUUCCCAGGUGAUUGCACCAAGUUCUGCCACUGUGCCAACGAUGGAAAUCACGAGAAGGAUUGCCCUGCUGGUCUGCAUUUUAACGCAGAACUUCAAGUUUGCGAUUGGCCCGCUAGUGCCGGUUGCGAAUCUGGUUCUGCUCCAACAACCACAACUACUUCUGCCCCUACCACUGCUCAAACCACUGUUAAACCAACUGAAAAACCAACUGAAAAACCAACCGAAAAACCCACUGCAGCCCCUACUACCACUCCUAGUUCCAUUUGCAAUGAUGUUUGCCCUGACGUGUUCCCCAUCGAAGAAAACAAUCACUUGCCUUUCCCCGGUGAUUGCACCAAGUUCUGCCACUGCGCCAAUGAUGGAAACCACGAAAAGGAUUGCCCAGAUGGACUUCAUUUCAAUUCCGAGCUUCAAGUUUGUGAUUGGCCCAAUAGCGCAGGUUGCGAAUCUACUCCUGCUCCAACCGAAAAACCUACAGAAAAACCCACUCAGAAGCCAACCGAGAAACCAACUGAAAAACCCACUGAAAAACCAACUGAAAAACCAACAGAAAAACCAACCGAGAAGCCCACUGUAGCUCCUACCACCACUCCUAGUUCCAUUUGCAAUGAUGUUUGCCCUGACGUCUUCCCCAUCGAAGACAACAACCAUUUACCUUACCCCGGUGAUUGCACAAAGUUCUGCCACUGCGCCAACGACGGAAAUCACGAGAAGGACUGCCCAGAUGGACUUCAUUUUAACCCCGAGCUUCAAGUUUGCGACUGGCCCAAUAGCGCAGGUUGCGAAUCUACUUCUGCUCCAACCACAUCAUCCCCAACCACUUCUGCCCCCACUACUGCUUCAACUACUGUUAAACCAACCGAAAAACCUACAGAAAAACCCACUGAGAAACCAACUGAAAAACCAACCGAGAAACCAACUGAGAAACCAACGGAAAAACCUACUGAAAAGCCAACCGAGAAACCAACGGAAAAACCUACUGAAAAGCCAACUGAGAAACCAACGGAAAAACCAACUGAAAAACCAACCGAGAAGCCAACCGAGAAACCUACUGAAAAACCUACCGAAAAGCCCACUGUAGCACCUACCACCAUUCCAAGCAACAUUUGCGAUGAUGUUUGCCCUGACGUGUACCCCAUCACCCAUAACAAUCACUUGCCCUACCCUGGUGAUUGCACCAAAUUCUGCCACUGCGCCAAUGAUGGAAAUCACGAGAAGGUUUGCCCAGAUGGACUUCAUUUCAACCCCGAACUUGAGGUAUGCGAUUGGCCACACUCCGCCGGUUGUGACAGUAACGCAACAACAACCAGUACUGCAGCUCCACCCACUAAACCAAUUGGCUGUGAAAAUGUAAUCUGUGGCAUUGACGAAUGUUCCGACGAGCCAAACACAGCUGACUGCCAAGCCUAUUGCGAGUGCAAUCACGGCGUAAUCACUAUUAAAGAAUGCUCCGAAGGUCUGCAUUUCAAUCCCGCCACUAAGGACUGUGAUUUCCCAGAAAAUGCUCAAUGUGAACCAGCCAUCCCACCAAAUGGUUGCGAACAUGUUGUAUGCAACAAAGACGACUGCUAUAAAACUUCCAACACUUUGGACUGCAAUCUAUACUGCGACUGUGAUCAUGGCAACGUUACCAUUGCGCAAUGCGCCGCUGAACUUCAUUUCAACGAUGAAACUGACGUCUGCGACUUCCCCUGGAGUGCAAACUGCGAAGUAACUGGUCCUACUCCAAGCACUGAAAGACCGACAACUCCUUCUGCUCCUUCCCAGCUUUGCGACAACAUCUGCCCUGAUGUUUUCCCUAUCGUUGAGAAUAACCAUCUGUUCCCAGGAGAUUGCACCAAGUUCUGCCAUUGCGCUAACGACGGUAAUUGGUUGAAGGAUUGCCCAGCUGGACUUCAUUUCAACUCCAAACUGCAAGUUUGCGACUGGCCCAAUGCUGCAGGUUGCGAAUAAAUAACACAUAAAAUAUUCCCAUUGUAUAUCAUAUU
Molecule: messenger RNA, 4140 nt
Organism: Dalotia coriaria
Lineage: Eukaryota; Metazoa; Arthropoda; Insecta; Coleoptera; Staphylinidae
Product: mucin-5AC-like
Exons: 4
Coding region: 23-4105 (1360 amino acids)
Cellular component (GO): membrane; extracellular region
Molecular function (GO): chitin binding; G protein-coupled receptor activity
Source: RefSeq, a predicted model, not a curated record